UAGCGUGGCUUCCUUUGUUCACGAUCAGGGCCGCCAUGAGGGGCGACAGAGGCCGCGGCCGCGGGGGGCGCUUCGGCUCCCGAGGAGGCCCCGGAGGAGGGUUCAGGCCCUUUGUGCCACACAUCCCAUUCGACUUCUAUUUGUGUGAAAUGGCCUUUCCUCGGGUCAAGCCAGCACCUGAUGAAACUUCCUUCAGUGAAGCUCUGCUGAAGAGGAAUCAGGAUCUAGCUCCCAAUUCUGCUGAACAGGCUUCUAUCCUUUCUCCGGUAACAAAAAUAAACAAUGUGAUUGACAAUUUGAUUGUGGCUCCAGGGACAUUUGAAGUGCAAAUUGAAGAAGUCCGACAGGUAGGAUCAUAUAAAAAGGGAACAAUGACGACAGGACACAAUGUGGCCGACCUAGUGGUUAUCCUGAAGAUUCUGCCAACCUUGGAAGCUGUGGCUGCCCUGGGGAACAAAGUCGUGGAAAGCCUAAGAGCACAGGAUCCUUCUGAAGUUUUGACCAUGCUGACUAAUGAAACUGGUUUUGAAAUCAGUUCUUCUGGUGCUACAGUGAAAAUUCUCAUUACAACAGUGCCACCCAAUCUUCGGAAACUGGACCCAGAACUCCACCUGGAUAUCAAGGUGUUGCAGAGUGCCUUAGCAGCCAUUCGACAUGCCCGCUGGUUUGAGGAAAAUGCUUCUCAGUCCACAGUUAAAGUUCUCAUCAGAUUGCUGAAGGACUUAAGGAUUCGUUUUCCUGGUUUUGAGCCCCUCACACCGUGGAUCCUUGACCUACUUGGGCACUAUGCUGUGAUGAAUAACCCCACCAGACAGCCUUUGGCCUUGAAUGUUGCAUACAGGCGUUGCUUGCAGAUUCUGGCAGCGGGUCUGUUCCUGCCAGGUUCAGUGGGAAUCACUGACCCCUGUGAGAGUGGCAACUUCAGAGUACACACAGUCAUGACCCUGGAGCAGCAGGACAUGGUGUGUUACACAGCUCAGACUCUGGUUCGAAUACUCUCACAUGGUGGCUUUAGGAAGAUCCUCGGCCAGGAGGGUGAUGACAGCUAUCUUGCUUCUGAAAUAUCAACCUGGGAUGGAGUGAUAGUGACACCUUCAGAGAAAGCUUAUGAGAAGCCACCGGAGAAGAAGGAAGGGGAAGAAGAGGAAGAGAACACGGAAGAACCACCUCAGGGCGAGGAGGAGAAGAGCAUGGAGACUCAGGAAUGACCUCCCUUCCUCCCUUCCUCGCCUAAGCUGGCUGUUGGGCUUUGCAUGGUGGCAUCUGUGGGGUAGGGGAGACAGCAGGAAGAACAAGCUGCAGAAAGACGCAUCAUUCUGCUGGGUUCUAUACUGGCUUAGCAUCCAGAAGUCUCCCAUUUGUGACUUAUGCCACCUGUCUAUAAUGAAGCAGGAUACCAACAUUUCAUCCUAAUACUCUAGAAUUCCCAGUACCUGACAGCCCCUAUAACCAGUACUUUGUUGUUGAACUGUGAACUGUUUUAAAUGUCUGGAGAUUUUUUUUUCAAAAAAAAACAAUUAAAUUCUUCCCAAGUAGG
This is a messenger RNA of Octodon degus (degu), 1537 nucleotides long. RefSeq names its product interleukin enhancer-binding factor 2. The transcript has a single exon. NCBI's taxonomy places the organism in Eukaryota, Metazoa, Chordata, Mammalia, Rodentia, Octodontidae. The coding region runs from base 36 to 1208 and encodes 390 amino acids. The record is from RefSeq and is a predicted model, not a curated record.